UAGCGCAACAAAAGAAGACGGCAAUGAGUUCAACAAACACACUGGUGUAAUGUAGAUAUUUGCAGGAUAUUUCAAAGUUCUCCCGCAUGAAUAACAUUAAGGUUUCUGCUUUCUGCUCACCUGUGGUCUCUUCAGUUAGCAAUGGCGGUGGAACAGUUUGUGUCAAAAACACUUGAGCUUCUACAGGAGGAAAGGGAGGCUGAAAUAGAGGAGAACAGGAUAUGGCAGGAGAACACCUCUCUGAAGGAUCUUCAGAGUAAAGGGGUUUGCCUGCUGAAAUUGCAGAUAAGCAGUCAGUCCACAGGUCUGUACGGUCGCACAGUUGUCAUCUUCGAGCCACGGAAACAUUUGGGUUUUACAUCUCUGCCAAGCAACAGCUUUGGACCUGGUGACAUAGUGGGCUUGUAUGACACUGGUGGAUGCACCGCAGCCUCACAGAUUGGCACAGGGAUAGUGACAAGGGUCAGCCAAACUGCGAUAAGUGUGGCCUUUGAUGAUUCUAACGAUGGCCUCAGCUUCGAUACAGAUGGUCUUCACAACCUCUUAAAAUUGGCAAAUGAUGUUACCUACAAACGAAUGAAAAAUGCCUUGAAUACAUUAAAUGGAUACAGAAAUGGACCAGCGGCCAAUCUGAUAGACGUUCUCUUUGGAGACUCAACACCUUCUUCACAAACACAGCCAAACGAGUUUAAAUUCUUUAACUCCAACCUGGAUGAUUCCCAGAGAGAAGCUGUGUCCUUUACUCUGUCUCAGAGAGAAUUAGCUGUGAUUCAUGGACCACCAGGCACUGGGAAAACCACCACUGUGGUCGAGAUCAUCCUGCAAGCAGUCAAACAAGGCCAAAAGGUCUUGUGCUGUGCUCCAUCCAACGUGGCGGUGGAUAAUUUAGUAGAGAGGUUAGCCCAAUGCAAGGCUAAAGUCCUGAGGCUGGGUCACCCUGCCAGACUGCUGGAGUCCAUACAGAAACACUCACUGGACGCCAUCCUCGCUCAGAGUGACAGUGCAGGCAUCAUUGCAGACAUCCGUAAAGACAUGGACAAAGCAUUUGUGGGAAUAAAGAAGAUGCGUGAAAGAGGAGACCGGGUGAACUACAAAAGGGAAAUAGGGGAGCUAAGAAAAGAGCUGAGGACCAGGGAGGCAACAGCCAUCGCCCAGAUCCUCAAAAGUGCUGAUGUUGUGUUAUCAACCAACACAGGUGCUUGUCACACUGGUCCGCUGAAGUACCUGCCAGCGGAGCACUUUGAUUGGGUGGUGAUAGACGAGUGCGCUCAGGCGCUGGAGAGCAGCUGCUGGAUCGCCCUGCUCCGAGCGCGCAAGUGCAUCCUGGCUGGAGACUACAAGCAGCUUCCACCGACCAUCAAAUCACAAAAGGCUGCAUCAAAAGGCCUGUCCCUCAGCCUCAUGGAGAGACUCAUCCAGAUGUACGGGGACUCGGUGGUCCGCAUGCUAACAGUCCAGUACCGCAUGAACAGUGCCAUCAUGGACUGGGCCUCCAAAGAGAUGUACCAGGGACGACUUACCGCUCACAGCUCUGUGGAGAAACACCUGUUAAAAGAUCUACCUGGAGUCGCCUGUGUUGAAGAGACCAGCACGCCGCUCCUUCUUAUCGACACAGCAGGCUGCGGUCUGAGCGAAAUGGAGGUCACUGAGGAGCAGUCCAAAGGCAAUCAAGGUGAGGUCGACAUCGUUGAACUGCACAUAAAGGCCUUGACUGAAGCUGGGGUUAAAGCUAAAGACAUCGCUGUUAUCGCUCCGUACAAUCUACAGGUGGAUCUUCUGCGUCAGAAGCUUUCUGCGAGGCAUCCUGAGCUGGAGAUAAAGUCAGUGGAUGGAUUUCAGGGCAGAGAGAAGGAGGCCGUGGUGUUGUCCUUAGUUCGGUCCAACAGAAAAGGGGCAGUUGGAUUUCUGUCAGAGGACCGACGGAUUAACGUGGCUGUAACGCGUGCGAGGCGUCACAUCGCUGUUGUGUGCGACACGCAGACCGUCCAGAAUCACGCUUUCCUGAAGUCCCUGAUCGAUCACAUGACUCAACAUGGCGAGGUCAGAACAGCAUUUGAGUACAUCCAAGACAUCGUGCCACAAAACUACACCCGUGACCCCAAAGACACAAAGUCUUCCAGCAGCUCCACGUCCACCAAACAGAAGGUCAAAGAUCAGCCUCCCAGCAGGACGAAGCCACCGCAGAAGAAUUCAACCGGAAGCAGCGCUAAUGAAAAUACUGCAGGGAAAGAGAAGCACACAAAGUCCAGCUUAACAUCCCUGACAGAGGAAGAGCAGAAGAAGAAGAACAGAACUGCUGAGAUCACGGCGCAGGUGGAGAGCUUUCUGAAGGACUCAAAUCAGAGUGAACUACAGUUCCCAUCAUCCUUUAACUCUCAUGACCGCCUGCUGGUUCACCAGAUCGCUGAGGAGAUGGGCCUCGUGCAUGAGAGUAAAGGGGAGGGGAAGGACAGGUGCAUCACUGUCGCCAGACCCCUGGAGUCAACACCCGCUGAGGAGCCACCACAGGAAGAAGAAGAAGAAAAAGAGAAGGAAGAAGAAGAAGUCCAGAAUCCCCAGAAAGAGCAGCUGUCUCAAACUGCAUUAGACUUAAAAAGUUUACAUUUGGAGCGAAUGAAGAGGGAGCAGCAGAAGAGGGAAGAUAACGCUCAACAAAAAAAGCAACAAAACGUCACCCUGCCAGCUCAGGCCCAGGCAUCGAAGAAACCAAAGGCUGCUAAAGUAAAGAGUAAAACGAAGACAGGCGCCUGCGGCAUCGCUGCUGCCGCCGCUCCAGAUGAAGACUUCGACACACUCAUCAACGCCGUCAUAAAGGCUGAACGUGUGUGCAGUUUCCUGAAGUGCAAAGCUUCUGUGCUGAUGCUCGGACAGCUUUGCCUGUUCUGCAACAGGCAGUACUGUCUCAGUCAUCAUAUACCAGAGGUUCACGGCUGCGGAGAUAAAGCCAAGUCUAAUGCUCGGAUGAGAAUAAGCAAGGAGGGCGUUCUUUACGCCGGGAGUGGGAAGAAGGAUAAAACCAUGGACCCCAACAAGAAAGCCUAUCUGCAGAGGAAACUGGAUUCUAAACUGAAAGAUAUGUCAACACAGAGGAAGCCAAAACCAAAAGAAAAUGAAAGUUAAUAACAUCAAAUCAACUCUACAUAUUUAUAUGACCUGAGACUGUCUUCUGAAUAACAUAAAACAAUUAAAAUGUUUGAAAGU
Messenger RNA from Trematomus bernacchii (emerald rockcod), 3201 nucleotides. It is a transcript of the gene ighmbp2, whose product is annotated as immunoglobulin mu DNA binding protein 2. The transcript is spliced from 16 exons. The coding region runs from base 142 to 3120 and encodes 992 amino acids. Lineage: Eukaryota; Metazoa; Chordata; Actinopteri; Perciformes; Nototheniidae. Gene Ontology annotation, molecular function: DNA binding; ATP binding; 5'-3' DNA helicase activity. The record is from RefSeq and is a predicted model, not a curated record.